This is a messenger RNA of Laccaria bicolor S238N-H82, 918 nucleotides long. RefSeq lists its product as uncharacterized. The transcript has 7 exons. NCBI's taxonomy places the organism in Eukaryota, Fungi, Basidiomycota, Agaricomycetes, Agaricales, Hydnangiaceae. Bases 1 to 918 code for a protein of 305 amino acids. The record is from RefSeq and is a predicted model, not a curated record.
AUGAGCUUAUCCAAGUCGGGUUUGGUCAAAGGUUUCGGAUGGUCUUUAGGUCCAGGUUUUCUAGCAGGAGAAGAGGCGAUAAGAUACGUGAGAGGUUCCCUGUUGUUAGCUAUGGCCAUCGUGUUUCCGAGUACUGUUUCGUUCCAGAUCGUUGACAAAGGCAGAGUACGGAGGAGGCAACAGAGGGUUCAAGACACCAGGAUCGAUAGCCCGAGCAUGAGAUACAUAUCUGCCGACAAUCCAGUCCACGUCGUCGUCAACGUCACUUUCCAAGGUAGACUGGUCGAGGGUCCUAGCAAAGGAAAUGAAGAGUUCUUGACCGCGUCGCCUAGUAAUACUAAUAGAAGGUUCCUCUUUGACCUUGCACCAUCGCCGGCACCCUCAAAUGGUAACCCUCACAGACCUCCCUCACUCACUAGAACCAAGCAGGAAGAUGACCUGGUCUGUCCAUACACCCUACGUCGACCGUCCACCCAUUACACGGUUGUGUUAGAUCAACUUCUGCUCACCACGGGAUCCACGACGAAGAGCUACCACGAGGACCUGCCCAAGAUCUUGAUGUCAAUGAACGGCGGUAGCCCGGUGGCGGAAAAAUUGGUUGGAUCGGAUGGAGAGGCAAGAACUUAUNAAUGUUGGGAGAGUACAGAUACUAUCACUACCCAGACCCGCUCCACCACCUCCAGCACCUUUGAAAUUGCCGAAGAAACGCAAGCGUUAGUUGCCCGCAUUGACUUGUCACGCAACUUGUGCGAGAAAAAGGACGCACGCAACUGGGUGCAGAAUAUCUACAAAGACAUUAUCGAGCCUCAAUCAAUAUACACUGAUUCUGGGCCUCAAAAUCAGGCGGUAAUGUGCCACCCUCCGGUCCAAAGUCUUCGCGCAGCCCUUGUCAGAUCGCGCAUCGUCCUCAGCCACUGA